Molecule: messenger RNA, 959 nt
Organism: Amphimedon queenslandica
Lineage: Eukaryota; Metazoa; Porifera; Demospongiae; Haplosclerida; Niphatidae
Product: protein KTI12 homolog
Exons: 2
Coding region: 78-911 (277 amino acids)
Source: RefSeq, a predicted model, not a curated record
UUAAGAAGGCGUGGCAGGAAGAUGGAUGUACUGUGGCAAUGAUGGCAUUGAGGAAUAGAUAUUAGAGUAAAUUUAGCAUGCCACUUGUUAUAAUCUGUGGUCUGCCUUGUUCUGGGAAGACUAGGCGAGCUCACGAAAUAUCCAAAUUAUUGGAGAGAGAGUGUGGAGACAGGAAUAAAGUUAAUAUUGUUUCUGAUGACUUUUCCUCACUAACAAGAAACGAGCUAUACUCUUCUACCAAAGAAGAGAAAAUAGCCCGAGGGAAUUUAAAGUCACAGGUCGAGCGUCUCCUGUCACGUGAUACUCACGUGAUCCUGGACUCCCCAAACUACAUCAAAGGCUAUCGUUACGAACUUUAUUGUCUUUCGAAACUCCUCAAGACGACACAAUGCGUAGUGCACUGUGACACGCCAUGCGAAACAGCAGCUGAUUGGAAUGCUCAGCGACCAAUCAAAACUGAGCGCUACUCUCCGGAAACCUUUGACGCUUUAGUGCAGCGAUUUGAAACCCCAGACUCAAGGAAUCGUUGGGAUUAUCCGCUAGUCACGCUCUACCCUUCUGACCCUCUACCGGAAAAAGAACUACUUGAUGCCAUUUUGAAAGCAAAACCACCACCUCCUAAUCAAUCAACACAAUCACAGCCAUUAGCAUCAGUCGACUUCUUGCAUGAGUUGGAUAGACAGACUCAAUCUGUGGUCGGUAAGAUAUUAGAAUUUCAAGGUCAGGGACUGUUGCCAGGCUCAGUUUUGGUCCCUGGGACGGAGGAAAAGGUGACAUUAAGGCGUCACGUGACAAUGGCAGAGAUGAGGAGAUACAGGAAUCAGUUUAUAUCUUAUACAAAGCUGCAUCCGAUAGAUGAUGUGAGGAAGAUAUCAACGUUUUUUGUUCAUUAUUUAAAUUCUUCCCUUUAAUAAAAAUAAUACUAAUACACACAGCAGUCUAUAGUUAUUGCAGUCUAA